GGGACCACAAAGAUGAUGAAUCUCAUCUGCCUUGCUCUCUGCAUCCUUUCCAUCGCAUCACUCCUUAUCUGUGCGAAUGGCUGGGGCAUCUAUGACAGCAGCAUGGGCGCCGGCCUCUGGACCACGCCGCAGCUCCACGCUUUCGACCCUGUGCGCGCCGGCAAGGACUGGAUCCACGUCAGCUGGACGGCCGCGUUCAACCCUUGGGCGGAGCUGCACAGCUAUGAGCUGCAGGUGCGGACGGUGUUCGGUUCGGAGCAGACGUUCAACUGCGAGUACAUGAAGAACAGAAAUGAGCUGCAUGCCAACUACGAGGGCUGCAGCAACAUCGACUGGGGACCUUGGGUCACCGUCUACACUGGCACGCAGCGACUGGCGAGAGCCACUGGGUGAGAAAUGGAAUGAAGGGCCGGGCUCACGUGACGAUGGAGUCCUAUCUCUUAUGUGUCACGGUCUCUCUCUCUGUUAUCUUUUUCCACUCAGGUUCAACUACACGAAUCCGGAUAAUGCUCUGGAGCAUCGGUGGGAGCUUCUUCUCCCCGGCGCGCCUUACUGGUUCCGCGUACGUGCGGUUGGCAAGGGCAGCUCAGGCACGAGCGCUUGGAGCGCCCAGCUGGUAGCCUUCACACAGCUCAACGCCACUCAGGACCGCUUCAACAUCUAUCUGCGGGGCACGGGACGCAACAACCCCGCACACGCCAUCAUACAGGUGGACGGCAGGAGGCUUUAUGAGCGCAUGGACGAGAGGGGGCUCGUGCUGGCCGUCUUCGAUCGCACCGACUUCGAGCUGGCGUCGAUCGAGACCUUCGACACAUUCGGCAAUCGGACGGCGGCGUACAUGAUGGCACAGCGGCUGAAUCAGUUCGAUCAGCGGUAUGUGGUGCUAGUGGUGUCUGUUGACGCGUGGGAGGCGCAGGUGUCAUUGACGCUGGCGAGGGAGCUGGCUUUGUGCGGGGCCUACCACCUGCAGUCCUUCCCAUCUGUACACAGGUGUGCAUGUUUAGCCCACGGAAGCGAGAAAACAUGCACGUAAUCGAGCGGGGCCAUCUGCCUGCAUCCAUUUGUCUCUCUGUCUGCGAUGUGUUGUCAUGUGUCUGUCAGCGAGAAGACCAUUUUGUCGCCCUAUUCUGAUGCCGACCAAUCGGCCUCGUCUAAGGGCUUCGGCCACCCAUACGCCUUCAUCGGCAUCCCAGGACUCGGUACAGGCGCCGGCUGGGAGGCCAUCCAGUACCCGACGGGCCACUAUCGCAGGAGCGGCCUGACGCCUCACGCUGAGAUCCGCGCUACUGUCUACUACGACUACGUGACGCGGAUGUUUCGGAUUGCCCCAGACGUCCUGCAUCCAUCGGCUGGCUUCUUCCUUGGGGCGUCCCCCCCGCAGCCUUCAACUCUGCACAAUCCGAUGCCAACAAGACCACAGAACGACACGAACCAGACGGCAAACGGCAACAACGUGUCUGUACUCGCUCCCCACUCACUUAUCCGAAAUCAGCCCCCCAUUCCUUACGAGCCGUACGUGUCGACCGUCCGACAGCUGAUGCCGCUGCUGCUGGAGGCCAAUGAGACGAAUCUGCAGUCGAGGAAUCGCGGCUACGAGAUCACGACAGUGGCGGGUGUGCACGUGGUCGAUCCACGGCCAUUGGAUGACACCUUUACUGAGCUGGAGGCCUUGUGGGGCGGCCCCAGUAGAAGGGAACUCAGCGACCCGGUGAUCAACAUGACACAGCAUGUGACGGACGUGGCUUCCCUCCAGCCUAUGACAUCGGCCAACAACGACACGUUUUUCGUGGUGGGCAUUCCGAGGAAAGAUCGAGCGUGUUACGGCUUCGUCCGCGAGGGAUACUUCAAUCCCCUGCCGCCGGCAGAGUGCGCCAGCUACGCGCCUCCCACAUGGCCCGUGACGUGCUGCACACCUGACCAAGCCGACAGGGCUCGAGUGGAGCUGUUUCGAUGCGGCACGGGGUUGACACCCAAGAUCUGCUAUCCCCCUGAUGUGUCCCCGCCGCUGAGCGUCAUGACGGUUAUUGACAACCUCAGGUUCCAUGUUAGAGCGUUUUGACGUAUAUAUGCAUCCGUACAUGUCUGCCGCGGUGUGGCGCGUGGGGGUGGGCUUUGAUCGCUCCUUCCUGACUGGCAUCAUUUAGUGUGUACUUGCAUGCGCAAAUUGUACAGAGCUUCAUGGCCGUGUACACAGUUUUCAUGUUUCGAUGUACCAACACACGUCUCCAAUCCGGGUUUGGCU
Vitrella brassicaformis is the source of this 2242-nucleotide messenger RNA. Lineage: Eukaryota; Vitrellaceae. The record is from the annotation of a GenBank genome assembly.